AUGUCGGAGAAGGCGCCCCACGUGCUCGGCGGCACGCGCCCCAACAUCGAUGAGCGCUUCCACUUGACCAACGUGGACGAGCGAGAAGCAGCCGCAGCAGACGGCGUGUCCCGACCGUCGAUCUUUACGCUACAGGCCGAAGACGACGUGCCCGAAGUCACAACUAUUGAGAGUCUGUGCAUGAACUGCCACGAAGACGGCACGACGAAACUGCUGCUGACGAUGAUCCCGUACUUUCGUGAGGUGAUCCUCAUGUCGUUCGAGUGUGAGCACUGUGGCUUGAAGAACAGUGAGGUGCAGUUUGGCGGCAAAGUGCAGGAGCAGGGCGCGAAGCUCGAGCUCGAGCUCACGGACCACGAGGAUCUGAACCGUCAGUUGAUCAAGGCCGACGCUGGCUCGAUCUACUUCCCGUCGCUGGACUUUGAGAUUCCUCGCGAGACGCAGCGAGGCAGCAUUAAUACAGUGGAAGGAUUCCUGCAGAACGCGAUCGACGGGUUGCGUAAGAACCAGGAACACCGACGAGAGACUGACCCGGAGACGACCGCGAAGAUCGACGAGUUCAUUGUGAAGCUGGCGAUGAUGGCCACUGGAAGUACGCUUCCGUUCAAGAUCGUGCUGGACGAUCCGUCCGGGAACUCCCACAUUGAGAACCCGCACGCGCCUGCGGCUGAUCCGAAGCUGAAGGUGACGCACUACUACCGUUCCGAGCAGCAGGAUCUGGACUGUGGACUACAGCCUGACAUGUCGCAUGACGCACCGACACAGACUCCGCGUGUGCUACCGCACCGGAACGAAGGUCUGGACAAGUUUGUAGAGGAAGCGAACAUUGCAAAGAAAGAGGUGAUCCAGAUCCCUGCCAACUGCUUUGCAUGCCAGGCACCGGGGUUCUCGUGCAUGUGCAUGACAGACAUUCCGCACUUCAAGGAGGUAAUCAUUAUGUCGUUCAACUGUGAAGCAUGUGGUUUCAAGACGAACGAAGUGAAGGCUGGUGGCGCCAUUCCACCUCAAGGUGAGCGCAUGACGCUCAAGGUGGAUGUCAGCAAAGACCCAGACGUGCUGGACCGCGACAUUCUCAAGUCGGACUCGGCAUGCGUCAACAUUCCCGAGAUUGAGCUCGAGAUGGCGCACGGUUCGCUCGGUGGACUGUACACGACGCUCGAGGGGUUACUCAGCAAGAUCCGUCAGAACAUUGAAGAAGGGAACCCGUUUGCCAUUGGUGAUAGUGACGGCGGCCGCUCGCUGCUAAACGCUUGGCUAGCUCGUCUUGAUGCUCUGAAGCACGGGUCGGAGCCGUUCACGCUUAUUCUGGAGGACCCGCUCGCCAACAGUUUCAUCUACUCGCCGUAUGGCAGUGCUCACGACGAUCCGUACAUGACCGCCGAGAAGUUUACGCGGUCAGAGUUCGAAGACGAUGUGCUAGGCAUCACAGACAUGAAGGUAGAGAAUUACUCGGAGGACACUGGCCUCGGCAGCAUCGCCGAGGAAGAGGACAAGAGCUCUGUUGAAGUGAUCCGUAGUGACAAGGAGACAAUGGGUGGUGGGCACGCUAUCGAUCCGUCCAAGUACCACCCGAACCCGUCAGCCGUCAUGGAGGUACGACAGCAGCAACAGCAGCAGCAACAACACAGCAGCAGCAGCAGCGACAGCAGUUGA
Molecule: messenger RNA, 1653 nt
Organism: Hyaloperonospora brassicae
Lineage: Eukaryota; Oomycota; Peronosporomycetes; Peronosporales; Peronosporaceae
Source: the annotation of a GenBank genome assembly